Messenger RNA from Carya illinoinensis, 784 nucleotides. RefSeq lists its product as uncharacterized. The record is from RefSeq and is a predicted model, not a curated record. The coding region runs from base 120 to 668 and encodes 182 amino acids. The transcript has a single exon. Lineage: Eukaryota; Viridiplantae; Streptophyta; Magnoliopsida; Fagales; Juglandaceae.
AUUUAUUUUUGUCCCUAUAAAGUCACACAAGCACAACAAAGUUUUUCAGUCCCUAUAGGACAGAAUUGAGAAUACCAAACCCCGGCCUUUUCUCCCAAGCUUAUGCCAUUACAGUUCAGAUGGGUAAGGAUCAUGGCAACAUUUUGGCUUGGAUGAGAAAGAAAUGGUUUCUUUGGUUCUUGAAGGUAGGGAUUAUGGAGCUGAUCAUGUUUGCCAAUGUGACAUCUGAGGAUCAAAUCGGGGUUCCUUCAACCAACACACUAUGCAUCAGUGAUUGUGCAACAUGUCCUGUAAUAUGUUCGCCGCCGCCACCACCUCCUCCUCCACUGCUACAGUCACAUCCGCCACCAUCGCCAUCAGCACACCACUCACGGCCACCACGACCACCACCACUAGAAGCAUCACCCCCAAAAACUUCUUCAUACUCUUCAGUCCCACCUCCCCCACCGCCUUACAAGUACUUCAACAAUAUACCUCCAGGUCCAGGGACACCUCCUACAACAUAUCCGCAUGACUACUCAUAUCCCUACUACUACUAUUACGCCUCCAGGGCUUCCUCUCUUUCACUUGAUGCUUCCUUUUUCUUCAUGUCACUGUCUCUUUCAUUUUGUGUUUUCUUGUUGGUGGAUAAAAGCAGGAUGCAAUUUGUUCCAUGGGAAAACAUAUAGGAGGUCGCAACCAACAUGUUGCUAGGAUUCAAGGAAUCUUUGUACUUCAAACUGUUCAUAAUUUUCAGUCUAAAUUCUCGUUAUAUCUCAAGAUAAACUACUUGUUCUUUGUUGAA